AUGUAUGCCCUUUUCAAUUUCAUUUUUUUAUACAGACCUGAGGAGUCUUCCCAAGAACAAGACCAUGUGCCACCAGGUGAUGAGCUUGCCGCAGAGACCACUGUGGUGGUGACCACAGCAGUUCCACAUGAGGUUGUCUCAGAGAGCAAGAAGGAAGUUACUGCAGAAGCACCAUCUGCUGUCAUGACAGUAGAGAUGGAUACUAAGAUCACUAAUGAGAUUGAGCAGGAAGCAGCUGCUUCGCCUUCACGUCCUCUAGUUGAGCAGAGGGUGGAGCUGGCUAUGUUAUUGACUGGAGAACCAUAUAGUGAAGAGCUGUUCAACUCCACCAGCAGUGAGCAUAGCAGACUCACUCACAAGAUCACAGAGAAGAUUUCAGCUGCUUUGAAGAAACUGACAGAAUUCAAGAGCGUAUCGGUAUUGAACAUUAGGCCACAGAUGGAUCCCUCAAGUGGUGAUAAGGCAGUAUUGGUGGAAUAUGUUGUGUCCCUCCAGACAAUCAGUGAAGAGAUCAGCAGUAAAACAAUGGACUUCAUCAAUCUUCAAUCCAACAUGGUAGAGGGCACCUUUAGUUAUUCAGAAGGGUCCACUGUUCAGUACACCGUUAUUGACAUCCACCCCAACAUCACUGAGGCUAUGCAUGUGGAAACCUCUCCAGAGGAAACCCAUCCUGCAGAAGAAUCUCCAGACCGUUACCACAAGGAUGAUAUUUUAGCAGUAGAAAAACCAUCUGAGCUGCCUGGAGAGGUGAUGAAGGAGGUCUUUACUAUUGGUGACCUUUUGGAUUCUACAAUAUCAGAAGAAGAAGACCUUCAAGACAAGGACUUGGUGUCACAGUUUCCUUCCAUCCAGACUUUUGCUGUGGAUAUUGAAGCUGUGGGUACCAUUAUUGAUGCCAAGCAAGACAAUGGCUUGACAAUUGAUGAUUUUAAUCCCGCCUCUGGAUCUGGUGCAGAAGAUGAUUGGGUAACUGUACUUACUAAGGCUCAAGAGCCAGCUGGAGAGACAGAAGGUGAGGAAGAAGUUUUGAUUGAUGUAGACAAGCCACAGAUCGAGGACUAUGAAUUCUCCACAAUUACAACAGUGACUGAAGAGGACCAGAUCUUGCCUGAAGAAACUCCUGAACUGAUUACUGUUAAAGCUGGAGAAAAUGGAAAUUUACAGGUUGGUAGAGAAGUGCCCACAAUGCCGCCAGUCAAAGUGGCUAAGGUAGAAUCUACCCUAAAACCUGAGGAAGACAUUUUAGUACCUGUAGAAGAAGAGAGGACGGAGCAAGUCAACAAGGAAGAAACAGUUUUAACAGAAAUGAAAAAGGAUGAGGAAACUGAAUUUGCUGUGAUUAUAAAGGAAAAAUCGGAGGAGGUUGAAGAAGAGGAACAGGAAGAAUCUGUUGAGAGUACCACAAUGACACAAGAAGAAGAUGAUUAUGUACUAACAGAUGCUUCAGCAAUACAGUAUUCAGAGGAAAUUCUAACUGAGGAUGAGAUCAUAUUGGUCACCGUUGAACCAGCAAGCCCAGUCUACCCAACUCCUUUUUCAACUGAGAAAGAAUCACCCUUCUCCCUCAUCACCACUAUUACCCCAGCGGAGGUGGAGUUGGUGCAUACCUUAAAUUCAAAAGUCAUGACUCCAUCUCUAGAUGUGAUUCAUUACAAAGAGGAAGAUGGUAGUGGCAUCUCUGGUGUCAUCCAGGGUGAUGAAGUUUCCAGCACAGCCGUGCCAAUUAACCCCGGGCGGUCUUUGAUAGUGUUUUUCAGUCUUCGGGUAACUAACAUGAUAUUCUCUGAGGAUCUGUUUAAUAGGAGCUCUGCAGAGUACAAAGCCUUGGAGCAACGGUUUCUUGAACUGCUGGUGCCAUAUCUGCAGUCAAACCUCAGCCACUUCGAGAACCUGGAGAUCUUGAACUUCAGGAAUGGAAGUAUUGUGGUGAACAGCCGUAUGAAGUUCGGAAAGCCUGUUCCUCGUGGAGUCAGUACUGCUGUUUACCUCAUUCUAGAGGAUUUCUGCAACACAGCUUACCAGACCAUGAACCUCGCUAUUGACAAAUAUUCACUGGAUGUUGAGUCAGGGGAACAGGCAGACCCGUGCAAGUUUCAAGCAUGUAAUGGGUUUGCUGAAUGUACAGUGAACCAAUGGUCAGGUGAAGCUGAAUGUGUGUGUAAUGCUGGUUACUUCAGCAUGGAUGGACUACCCUGCCAAAGCAUCUGUGACCUUCAACAUGACUUCUGCUUGAAUGAUGGGAAAUGUGAUGUCAUUCCAGGCCAAGGAGCCAUCUGCAGAUGCCGUGUUGGGGAAAACUGGUGGUACAGAGGAGAACAUUGUGAAGAAUAUGUUUCUGAGCCACUCGUAGUUGGCAUUGCCAUAGCAUCUGUUGCCGGGUUCCUUCUGGUGGCGUCAGGAGUAAUCUUUUUCCUAGCAAGAACUCUGAGAGACCAAUAUGACAAGGAUGAGAUGGAGGACCCAGUACGGAGAGAGGACAGUCCACCAUUUCUAGACAUGGCCACUAAGUAUAACCCCAUGUUUGAGAGUGAUUUAACUACAAGCUACAGCCAUUACUACCAGCGGUACCCCGAACCCCCAGUCCACAGCAGCGCCAGUGCAGAGGCAUCCACAGAGUUCAGCAGUGAAGAGAUACGCCAUAUUUAUGAAAACAGUGAACUCACUAAGGAGGAUAUUCAAGAUCGCAUCCGCAUCCUUGAACUCUAUGCAAGAGAUCGUCAGUUUGCAGAUUUUCUGAAGCAGCAUCAAAUAACAAUGGAUAUUCAAAGAGAAAGUUCCUCCAGUAGUCAAUAGCUGCCCAGUGUCCAAUAGCCUGCUGAGUGCAAAAUAAUGAAGAAAGUUGUGUUGUCUUUUCGGGAAAUGGCAUCUUAGUGAUUCCAGAGCAAUUUUACUUCAGCCUCUCUGAGACUUUGCCAUCACAAAUUAAAAUGGCUACAUAUGGACACUUCUUAAAAUAUGAUUCAAGACAGAAAAGGCUAUUUUUGUUUCUUUUUUUUUUUUUGGUUAAAGACAAUUUUCUGUCAUAGAACGGGAUCUUAGUCACAGACAAUAUCCUUGUCAUUGUUUGAAAUGUGUUGUUAGUGCCUUCUAAUCUAAUCUGUGGCCCGUCUCUCAGACAAUCAAUCUUAAAUGUUAAAAGAAAAAGAUCCCUGAUGUAUUCAUCCUGAAAGUUACUUGAAUCACAGACCAUUCAUCUUGUAUUACCCUCUUAGUACAUUACCUUGUCAGAGAUUUUAUGCUCGUCUGUAUUGAAAUAAAUCAGACUGCUAUUUUUAAGACAAGUAAUCUCACUUGGUGGCCACCUUGGAAGCAUCCAGGCAGCUAUUUUCUAAGUAGGUAAUAGUUAUACAAAUACAGCUUCUGGAUACUUGAAGAUUUACCAAAAUCAAAAAAGACAUUUUAAAUAAGUGGAAAAAUAUGACAGCAAUUUUGUCACAAAUCUGCUUCAUAAGCUUGAAUCACAGGAUUAAAAUUAUACCUCUAUCAUAAAGGUGAUUGGCUCUUUUAACUGAGAAGAAGCUUCCAUUCCUGCAGCUCCCAAACUGAGCAAUGCGAUUUCUCCAAUUUAUCUUUUUAAUGAGUGUUCGUAAAAUCCUUCCAACAGUGAUUGUUGCAAUAAUGGACAUUUGUAUAUAUAUAUAUAUUUUUUACAUCUUUACUGUAUUUAAAAUUGUAUCAGUUAAAGGGUAUAGUUUACUUACAGUAAAAACGGAAAAUACUGUCAUCAUUCACCUACAUCAUUGUCACUUGUAUAUCAUUGAUCUUUUGUUGUUUUUGAUUGCUUCCAUUGUCCUCAUUUGUAAGUUGCUUUGGAUAAAAGCGUCUGCUAAAUGACUAAAUGUGUCAUUAAGUGAGGAAAUGAUUUGGCAGAAUUGUUUGUGUAAAUGAUGCCUUUGAGUUUUUUUUUUUGUGAGAAAUAAAACUUUGUUAUACAGGAGAA
Messenger RNA from Carassius gibelio (silver crucian carp), 3940 nucleotides. RefSeq names its product interphotoreceptor matrix proteoglycan 2. Lineage: Eukaryota; Metazoa; Chordata; Actinopteri; Cypriniformes; Cyprinidae. Gene Ontology annotation, biological process: visual perception. Gene Ontology annotation, molecular function: heparin binding; hyaluronic acid binding. The record is from RefSeq and is a predicted model, not a curated record. Bases 1 to 2793 code for a protein of 930 amino acids. The transcript is spliced from 16 exons.